AUGAAGCUAUCUACUACCAAACCCAUUUCUAGUCCAAGUAGAAUCGAUAAAUUCCCACCACCAUUGAUGAGAUUCUUAAGAACGAACGCAGGAAACAGAAGCAGAGGAAGGUCAAAAUCAAAACCAAAAUCAAGUAACUCUAUGUUCCAAAUCCUAAGGAAAAAGAACACUACCUCCAUUGAAACCAAAGAACCCUCUUCCCCAAAAGUCACUUGCAUGGGUCAAGUUCGAGUCAAACGCCCCUCCAAACAACCCACAAAAAAGGGUAUAUCCGGUGACGAAGCUCCGACUAAAUGCCGCUGCCGGUUCUGGUGGCCGUGGGUCCCACAUACAAAUGACUGGUUUCGGAGAAAGGGAAAAGCCUCUAAAGGUUCAACGAAAAAUGGGCCGAAAUCGAAAGAAUCAGAAAGAGAACAACAACAACAUGAAGAAGAAGAAAACAGAACAGUUAAAGUUAAAGCUUUCGUUUCAAACUCUAACGAUUGUGCUUCUUCUCUUUGUUCUACGCCACCGAGAAAUGCUCUCUUACUUACGAGAUGCAAAUCAGCACCUUAUAGUUCUUCUUCAUUAGCAAGUAGGUUUUGGGGUUCUCCAAUAAAGAACAAAGAAACAGAGCAAGUUUCUGAGAAACAGGCCGUUUCUAGGUUGAGGUUUUUCAAAGAACUUGAAGAUUCAGUGAGAGAAAGAAUGAAUGAGUCUGAAAGUGUUGGUGAAUUGAAGAGAAAGGAAGAGUCUGUAGCAUUUCCAAUAGUGCUAACAAGGUGCAAAUCUGAAAGAACAAGACGAUUUUGA
Messenger RNA from Lathyrus sativus (Indian pea), 792 nucleotides. The record is from the annotation of a GenBank genome assembly. NCBI's taxonomy places the organism in Eukaryota, Viridiplantae, Streptophyta, Magnoliopsida, Fabales, Fabaceae.